UGGAGUUCCCUCGAGAACCCUUUGCGAGAGCUUCAAAAGAUCUUUAAAGAAGGAGAAUCGUAUGUGAGACAAUGUAUGGACAAAAGAGAUUGGUGGGUUAAGGCACUCAAUCUCCAUCAAAACAAGGACUCCGUUGACCAUCACAUCCACAAUUUGCUCUCUCAUUUUCCGGCGGUCAUCGAGGCCAUCGAGAUGGCCGGAGAGAUCGCCGGGAUCAACCGGGAUGAGAUACAAAGGAGGAGAGUCAUGCUUGCUAGGAAAUACUUGAUCCGAAGCUCUUUCAGUUUCAGUUCGGAAGGCAGUACUUGAUCCCUCGAGAGAUCUGUAGCCGGUUCGAGAGCGCGUGGAGGGAAGAUCGAUGGUACACUGGAUCGUUGAUUCGGAAAAUUAGCGGAUCGGAGGCUUAUAAUGGUAAACUCUUCCCUAGUUCAAUCUUGUAUGGAGAGAACUACCAAGUAAGGCGAAGAUUAAGGGGACAAUAUAAGGAAAUCCAAUGGUUGGGAGAGAGCUUUUUGAUGAGGAACUUCUUUUGGGAUGUUGAGCCGUCAAGUUUCGAAAUCUCUACGUUGCUUUCACUUACUCAUCCGAAUAUACUGAAACACCUUUGUGGAUUUCACGAUGAAGAUAAGAAAGAAGUUAUGCUUGUUCUUGAGUCGGUGAACAAGGAUCUCGGUUGUUAUUUGAAGGAGAAUUACGGUUCGAGAAGGCGGAUCGUGUUCCCUCUUCAUGUUGUGGUUGAUCUUAUGUUGCAGAUUGCAAGAGGAAUGGAAUAUCUGCAUUCAAAGAAGAUUUAUCAUGGAGAGCUUAACCCUACUAACAUUUAUCUAAGAGAUAGGAACAGCACCGAUGGUUGUUUCCAUUUGAAGAUCUCGAGCUACGGUUUAUCCGAUAUCAAGCCUCUUUCGUCCCCGAACUCGUCGCCGAGGAGGUAUGAACCCAACCCCAGCAUAUGGUAUGCUCCAGAAGUUCUGUUAGAGCAAGAGAAACUAUUUAUCGGCUCCUCGAUUUCGAAGUACUCCGAGAAGGCAGAUGUGUACAGUUUUGCGAUGCUUUUCUUUGAGCUCUUGUCCAGGAAACCGCCUUUCGAAGGACAUGGAGAGAAGAUGAGUAGAAGUAUCAUUGCAGGGGAGAGGCCUCUUUUUCCCUGCACAGCACCGAAAUAUCUUAUCAACUUAACGAAAUGGUGUUGGCGUACGGAUCCGAAUCAGCGUCCGAGUUUCUCAUCUGUUUGUCGGAUUUUGCGCUACAUCAAGAAGUUCAUAGUGAUGAACCCUGAUCAUGAUCAUCCCGAAAUGCAAUGUCCUAUUGCAGAUUAUUGUGAGACAGAGUCAUGGUUUGCGAAAAAAUCCACUGCAAAUGGGACUCUCGAUCCACUUUCAGUUGCACAAAUCCCAUUUCAAAUGUUUGCGUACCGGCUUGCCGAGAAGACCGAACUAUUAUGAUCACAGGGGAUAAAAACGGCGAGUUAACGAGCGAACGGACCUCGAGUUGCAGAGAUGACAAUGUUUCUAUAUUAGAGGAACCAUUGGCAGGCACAAGUGAUAGAACGUCUGUUGGUUCUUUUGCAAAAUCCCGUGGUUCGGAUACCAAGUCGGUUUACUGGGAUGUUCGGUCAGUCUACAGCGAGGUCCUGUAAAGGAAAUCGAUCCGAUUUUGUACACCGCCCAAGAGACGAAUUUCCACCAAGAUUCCAGAAAAUAAAGUUGUAGUCACGAAGAAAAACAGUAACGCGAAGACCAAGAAAAGUCCAGUGGCAACAAAUGGACAAUCUACUAGACCAUCGACCUUCAACUGUUGUCACAGUACUGGGUUAAUCCGAGAAAACCGAUCGACAUUCGUUACCGGUUCCUCCACCAGAACACGGCAACGAACGACAGCAGCGGGGGCCGCAGGUGGUCAUACCUCAGAUUAGCACCAUUUAAUCACCAUAAUUAACAGGAUUGCUUCACGAAUCCGCACGAUAAUCAAAGAAAAUCGUUAGCCAUUCGUUAUACGUUCCUUCAGCAGAGGCCGGCAACUACCAGCAGUGGCAACGGCAGGUAAAACAUCGGAUUAGAAUCGAUUAGUCGCCGUGAUGAACAAGGUUGUCUGGUGAAUAACCGUGAUACAAAUUGUAGGAAUAGUGUGUGCUAUGUAUAUGUCUCUUUUGCCGCGCAUAUCUGCUUCUUGUAUAGCCCUCUAGGAUGUAAAACCUUUGUAAUUGUCAUCAAUAUCCAAAUCUUCUCUUGUUCUAUCAACCUCU
This is a messenger RNA of Hibiscus syriacus, 2242 nucleotides long. Its product is annotated as light-sensor Protein kinase-like. Gene Ontology annotation, biological process: signal transduction; protein phosphorylation. The coding region runs from base 516 to 1442 and encodes 308 amino acids. Gene Ontology annotation, cellular component: cytoplasm. The record is from RefSeq and is a predicted model, not a curated record. Gene Ontology annotation, molecular function: protein kinase activity; ATP binding. The transcript has 2 exons. NCBI's taxonomy places the organism in Eukaryota, Viridiplantae, Streptophyta, Magnoliopsida, Malvales, Malvaceae.